AUGCAAGUUCCAAUGUGGAAUGUAAGGUUGUAUGAGAAACUAUUCAACGCAAGGGUGGUUUAUGAUGGAUACCCUACUCUUUUUACCAUCAAGCUACAUCAUGGGGGAGAGUUCACAAAGUUUCCAGAUAUGAACUACAUUGAUGGAACUGUGACAUACAUUGACAUGGUCGAUAUAGAAGAGUUUUCUGUUCAUGAAAUGGAUGCCAUCAUGAAAGGGUUAGGAUACUCAGUUCCUCCAGUUAUCUAUUAUCAUUUUUGGUUUCCCAAAGGAGACAUGAAUUUUGGACUACGUGCCCUAGGAAACGAUGAUGAUGUUCGUAAUCUUGCCCAAUAUGUGAAGGAGCAUAAAGUCAUAAGGGUAUACACUGAACACAGUUUUACAAAAUUGCUUACUUACUUUAUGACUCCUAAACCUGUUAAAAAGGUCACUAUUGAGCAAUUAGAUGAAACUGAGGAACAUGAAACCACCACAACCGAUAACCAAGCUAGUGAUAGGAAAAGGAGUUGGACCAAGGAAAAAUCUUUGUCAUUAUCCCCUGUUUUACAUAAUGAAGGUGCUUUGUCAUUAUCCCUUGUUUUACAUAAUGAAGGUGCUUUCUCAUUAUCCCCUGAGUAUAAUAGGAAAAGGAGUUGGACCAAGGACAAAGCUUUGUCAUCAUGCAGUAAGAAAUUGGCCAUGGGUGAUGUUGGUGAAGCUAAUGUAGAUGGGGAUAAGGAUCAUGCACCUAAUGAUUUUGACGAGGCAGAUAAUGAAUUUGAUCUUGGAUUGUACCAGCAGAUUUUAAAAUCUAAUUUUGAAUUUGAUAAUGGAUUCAAUGAAGAGAAGGAAGGGGAGGAGGUAGUUAAUGAAGUUAGUGCUAAUGUAGAUAUGAGGAAUUAUGAGAAGGAUGCUAGAGUUGAAGAUGAUGUAGAUAUGGGGGGUUAUCAGAUGGAUGUUGGAAUUGAAGAUGAAGUUACUCAUAAUGUAGCUGAGGAUGAAAGAAGUGACGGGGAGGAGGAUAAUGGUGAAAAAAGUGAUGGGGAGGAGGAUAGUGAUGCAAUGACUUUUGGGUAG
Lactuca saligna is the source of this 1056-nucleotide messenger RNA. NCBI's taxonomy places the organism in Eukaryota, Viridiplantae, Streptophyta, Magnoliopsida, Asterales, Asteraceae. The record is from the annotation of a GenBank genome assembly.